AUGUCCGAGAUGAACCUAAUCGUAAACGUCACGUGCAACCCGCCGGUGAUCUCCAUUUUUGGCCCCAUCAAGGAGAGCACGAUCGACCGGCUCAACGAGACCAUCCCCAACUCCUGCUCCACCACCAACACUGGCAAGCUGCCAUUUGCACUGGUGCGCAAGGAGGACCCGCCGCACUGGCACGGUGAGCUGCGCACGCAGUUUGCCACCGAGGACAUCGGCACCUCCGUGCUGUUCGUCUCCAUGUUGGACGCACUGGAGGAGGAGGGCACCUGGAAACUGCGAGGAAGCACUACCAUGAACCACGACACCGAUAAGACGACCUACAAGUUCUUCUUUGUGCGUGGUGUUCAUUAA
Messenger RNA from Leptomonas pyrrhocoris, 357 nucleotides. RefSeq names its product putative mitochondrial paraflagellar rod component, putative (PFC16). The transcript has a single exon. Bases 1 to 357 code for a protein of 118 amino acids. The record is from RefSeq and is a predicted model, not a curated record. NCBI's taxonomy places the organism in Eukaryota, Euglenozoa, Kinetoplastea, Trypanosomatida, Trypanosomatidae.